CACAGCGGCGCCGUCGCCUUGCCGCACAUCAGCUCCCCGCAGAGGCGCAGCACAGGGGAACAGCAGCCAUGGCGACAGCUCCUCAGGAUAGCCCCGGUCUGUGGAAGACGCGCUACACGAUGGCGCUGCUGUGCCUGCUGGGUCUGGGCAUCAGCCUGGCGAUGCGUGUCAACCUGUCGGUGGCCAUCGUGGACAUGGUCAACGAGACGGCAGUGCUGGAGCGGGACUCCAACGGCAGCGCCCUCCUCUUCUUCGACCCUGACGCCUGUCCGGGGGAGCUGGCGGUCAGGGGUCCAGGUGGCCGCAAAGAUGGUGACUUCGCGUGGGACAAGCAGAAGCAGGGUGAGAUCCUGGCCGCCUACUACUACGGCUACGUAAUCGGACACUUUCCUGGUGGCAUGCUGGCAGAUCACUUCGGAGGGAAGAUCGUAUUCGCAGUCGGCAUCUUUGUUUCGUCUGUGCUCUCUAUUCUAACUCCAGCUUCAGCGUGGGCUGGUGACUACGUCCUGUUUGCCAACAGGCUGAUUCAAGGGACGGUGCAGGGCGGAAUAGUACCUACCAUACAAACUCUUAUCUGCAGGUGGUCGCCAGACCACGAAAGAAGCAAAUUCUCUAUAAUUUUUCUAGGGCUUUACGGUGGUAUGGUGGUAUCGAUGGCGGCAACGGGCUCUCUAUGCGCGACGUCGGUAGGUUGGCCGCUAACUUUCUACGUGUUUGGCGGCAUCGGACUGCUAUGGUGUGUGCCAUGGUGGCUGCUGGUUGCCGACUCGCCGGCGCAACACAAGAACAUCGAUCCAGCAGAACGUCGAUACAUCGAGGCCACUAUACAUUCGAGUGCCAAGCAAAAACUGCCUGUCCCCUGGAAAAGGUUGCUGUCGACGCCAGCUAUCUGGGCCCUGGUUGUCUUCCUCGUGACUCUGGACGUUACUUUCUACCUGCAACUCUCUUCUUUGCCCCUGUACAUCGCCGACAUCUUGCACUUUGACGUGGAAAGUAAUGGUAUCCUGUCUGCUGUUCCUCAUAUCACCGGCUCGAUUGGCAAUUUGCUGUUUGGAUGGUUGGUUGACUUUAUUUACCGGAGGGGCUAUGUGUCCAAAAUUAGUGUGUUCCGUAUCACAAACGCAAUAGGUAUCCUGGGUCCCGCCACGGCGAUUCUGGUGGUGGGGCUGGUGGGCUGCGACUCGGCCGCCAUCGUGGCGAUGCUGGCGUUCGGCGGCUUCUGCAUGGCCGCCCACUGCUCCGGCUUCUACAUGAACAUGCAGGCCAUAGCGCCCAACUUCGCCGGCACCAUCGUCGGCUUCGUCAACACCUUCGGCAACAUGUCGGGCAUCGUCGUCCCGUACGUCGUUGGAGCCGCCACCAAGGCAAACCCGACGCGGGCGACAUGGAACAUGGUGUUCUACGUGGCGGCAGCGGUGGCUGCAGCGGGCUAUAUCUUCUACGCCGUCUUCACCACCGCCGAGGAGCAGUCUUGGAACGUCCCAACCACAGAAAACGGAUCCUCGAAGAAGAACGUCAAGGGCGUCGUAAACGCAGCAUUCGAAGAGAACGACUCGCAGCUCAACAAUCGAAUAUCUUCUAGACUUUAAUUUACGUUCUGCAUCAGGACACAUUGCAGUCGUCUGAAUCAACCUUAUAAAUUAUUAUUCACUAUAAUUUCGACUUCUAUCAGCCAAUUCUCUAAUAGCUGACACUGAUGUUAAAGUUGUUU
This is a messenger RNA of Schistocerca americana (American grasshopper), 1711 nucleotides long. Its product is annotated as sialin-like. NCBI's taxonomy places the organism in Eukaryota, Metazoa, Arthropoda, Insecta, Orthoptera, Acrididae. Gene Ontology annotation, biological process: monoatomic anion transport; transmembrane transport. The transcript is spliced from 10 exons. Gene Ontology annotation, molecular function: transmembrane transporter activity. The record is from RefSeq and is a predicted model, not a curated record. Bases 69 to 1589 code for a protein of 506 amino acids.